This is a messenger RNA of Beauveria bassiana ARSEF 2860, 1413 nucleotides long. RefSeq names its product aminotransferase, class III. NCBI's taxonomy places the organism in Eukaryota, Fungi, Ascomycota, Sordariomycetes, Hypocreales, Cordycipitaceae. Bases 1 to 1413 code for a protein of 470 amino acids. Gene Ontology annotation, molecular function: pyridoxal phosphate binding; transaminase activity. Gene Ontology annotation, cellular component: mitochondrion. The transcript has a single exon. The record is from RefSeq and is a predicted model, not a curated record.
AUGGCACCUGGAUCGACUUUCGAGGCAAACUUGCCUGCUACGACGCUGGUACAAAAAGACAAUACACCACCAACACUAUAUCAAAGCGAAGAACAGGACGCCCUCAUCAAAAAGUCUCAAAAUCAUCUUUUAGGGUUCGGGAGUGCCAUACACGAUGAGAUAGUAACUGGUACCGCCGGUCUUUACUUUUACACAGCUAGCGGUCAGAGGCUGCUUGACUGGACUUCUGGUCAAAUGUCGUGCCUGCUCGGCCACGGCCACCCGGAAAUCGUAAAGGUCAUUGUUGACCAUGCCAUGUAUCUCGACCACACAUUCUCCGGCAUGGUGUCCCCUCCCGUCAUUCACCUCGCCGAGCGCCUGUGCCGGAUGCUGCCCAAGGGACUCGACAGAGCCAUGUUUCUCUCGACGGGCGGCGAGAGCAACGAAGCCGCCAUCAAGCUCGCCAAAGUCUGCACCGGCAAAUUCGAAGUCGUCGGGCUAGGCGCCUCCUGGCACGGUGUUACCGCACAGGCCGUCGGCGCCCAAUUCCACUUUGGCCGCAGCGGCCACGGUCCCCUCAUGCCAGGCUCCAUGAUGCUGCCGGCCCCCAACGGCUAUCGAUCCGUCUUUCGAAACGCCGCCGACGGCAGCUACGACUGGGAGGCGGAACUCGAUUACGGAUGGCGCAUGAUUGAUCUCCAGUCGUGCGGAUCGCUGGCUUGCUGCAUCGUCGAGUGCAUCCAGAGUUCAGGCGGGAUGCACGUCCUGCCGCGUGGGUACCUCAAAGCGCUCAAGAGGCACUGCGAGAAGCGAGGCAUGCUCCUCAUCGUGGACGAGGCGCAGACCGGCGUCGGCCGUUGCGGCGACUUCAUGGCCAUUGACCAUGAACAAGUCGUUCCGGACAUUCUGACGCUGUCCAAGACGCUAGGAAACGGCCUGCCUCUGAGCGCCGUCGUGACGAGCGAGCACCUUCACCGCGUGUCGCAGGCACAAAAUAACUUCUUCUUUUACACGACUCACCUGAACGAUCCGCUCGUUGCCGCCGUGGGCGACAAGGUGCUCGAAAUCGUCCACCGCGAUGACUUGGUGCAGCAUGCGCGCGAGGUCGGCAGCGUGCUUCACAGAGGGCUGCGCACGCUCAUGGCUCGCUACGGCUGCAUUGGCGAGGUCCGCGGCCGGGGGCUCAUGGCCGGCGUCGAAAUCGUCACGGAUCGUGAGUCCAAAACCCCCGGCAACGACCUGGCCAAGCGUAUCGGAGACAGGGCGUUUGAGCACGGCCUGUGGGCGAAUCUGAGCAGUCAUCCGAGUUUCGGUGGCGUGUUCCGCAUCGCGCCGCCCAUUACUGUCACGGCAGAGCAAAUCGAGCAGGGGCUGGAAAUCUUGGAGCGCGCCUUUGCUGAGACGGAGGGUUCACUACCUUUAUACGCAAACUGA